Alternaria infectoria is the source of this 1125-nucleotide messenger RNA. RefSeq lists its product as uncharacterized. The record is from RefSeq and is a predicted model, not a curated record. The transcript has 5 exons. NCBI's taxonomy places the organism in Eukaryota, Fungi, Ascomycota, Dothideomycetes, Pleosporales, Pleosporaceae. Bases 1 to 1125 code for a protein of 374 amino acids.
AUGACCGAUAUCAAAGAGCCCGAGAUCACGAUGCCUGCUUGGUUCGAAGAAAACCCUUCACACGACCAUAUCCCUCCCGAGACCCAGCGCCUUCUCGAAACGUGGAGUGGAAUCCCAUCAGAUGACGUACUCGAUCAUGUUGUCCAACUUCGUGAGAAAGCCUGGAAGGUCCAUCCAUAUCCUUGUAUUGGGCAGUUUCGGUUUCUCGACCCCAGUUUUUCCGAGCUCCCGGACGAGCGCAAAGAGAUCGUGGAACGCCUACAAAAAGGUCAAAAGCUGCUAGAUAUGGCUUGCUGCGUUGGCCAGACCAUUCGUUUGCUUGCGAACGAUGGAGCACCGACUGAAAAUCUAUACGGUUGCGACCUACAGCCGGACUUCAUCGACCUGGGCUAUGAGUUGUUUCGGGAUCGAGAGAAGCUCAAGACGAGAUUCAUGACAGCGGAUAUCUUCGACCCUCAGUCAGCGCUCACGAAUAUCCAAGGUCAGAUGGAUAUGGUGUAUGCAGGGUCAUUCUUCCAUCUGUGGGGAUACGAGAAACAAGUCCAAGUCUCCAAAGCCGUGGUCGCGUUACUGUGCCCGCGACCAGGCUCGAUGAUACUCGGUCGACAGGUCGGAGCCACCGAGCCCCUCGAGAAGGAAGGUCCUACAGGCACGAUGUAUCGACAUAAUGUGGAGAGCUUUCAAAAGAUGUGGAACGAGAUAGGCAAUGAUCUCGGUAUCAACUUCACCGUGGAUGCCAAGCUCAAGCCGCUGGGUAGGGACCACCAGAAAUUCCAUCUGGACGACAGUACAAGGCGGCUGUGGUUUGUCCCUUCUUCCACGAUCGUAUCCUCAACGCUCGUCUCGAGCCCAUCUCCCACGCCCACAGGCACACCAAGCUGCGGCAUUGUAGCAUACGUCAAGACCACGCCAGCCUACUACUUCGAGUCCAGCGGUACGAAGAACACGUUCCAAGCCUGUAGCGCGCUCUGCAAGGCCGAUAGCAAGUGCCUGAGUUUUGGCUACGGUGAAGCCAACUGCAUGCUUUUCGACGUUACUGCUAUCGACAACACCAACUACAAUCCCAUGAGCCCGUACACAUUCUACGAUGCCGCAUGCCCCGCAGAGCUACCGGGGCCCAGCUAG